UGUUUCUAAACAAAAUAUGUCGUAACUGCGGGCCUGUACUGUAACACUCCACACCACACUGCGCCCAUAUCGCCAUUUCGGUGAACAACCUUCCGGCAACCCCCAGACGCUGAUGUUGAGCCUGCCUUCAGAACAUGCCCAUUGUCGGUGUGUACAACAGCCCAUCUCCUCCGAUGCAUGUGCGCCCUUGCUUGUAUAUCUUUCACCUCGGCAACAUUAAUUGCUCUUCUCUUCUCCCACCUCCGUAGCCGCUGGAAUCGACCGAAUUCCGUUUGAGGGUCUCGGAUUCCGUCGAACCAGCAACGAUGUAUGCAGCAACACUCAAGGCAACAGAGGCUGCGGCUGCCACCGUCAGUGACUGGCAGGCCGAGGAAACAAAUUUCGAAGGUUUGAGGGUGAAGGUGGAUGAAGGCGAAGGUAGUGAGGGGUGGCUGAUGAACCGCAUGUCGCUGCAUGAGCCUAUCGUCAUCUUCAACGUCGAAUCGGAGGUGGAAGGAGGAGUAGCUGCUAUCGCUGCUAAUCUGCUCAAGCACGUGCUCGAACCGCUUAGAGGGGAUCUAGACCUUUCUUCGCUCGACAAGAGCGCGGCGACCGCAGCGAGUCACUAGAUCGCAGGUUUAGCAACCAGAGUGCGCUAUCGAUCCAGGGACAAACAGCUUUCACAACAUGAUCGCAUA
Molecule: messenger RNA, 677 nt
Organism: Ectocarpus siliculosus
Lineage: Eukaryota; Phaeophyceae; Ectocarpales; Ectocarpaceae
Source: the annotation of a GenBank genome assembly